AAACUCACAAGCCCUCGUCUCGGCAAGAGACGGAGUGGGGGAAAAGCUUGUGGGGAAGAUCCAACCUUUUUGGGCAGAUCAAGUGGGGGAAAGUCGGGGACUAAAAGAACGCGCACCUGCCGCCAAUCGUCAUUUGAAUGCUUCGUCUUCUUGUACCCAACGAAUGCGAUCCAUUGGUCAAUGAAAUUGCCAGUCAGUCAGUUCCUGAUUCUGCGCCAAUAGAACAGCUUGGUUCUGCUGAGCAAGACAAUCUGACCUCUGCCCCUCAAGUCCGAAUCCUACCCAUGGCCCCAUUGACUCUUGUCGGGGAAAUUCAUUUCCUUCCAGGAAGGAGACUUUCGAUUCUUCGAAGCAGCAUCUUCCGCGCUAGUCUUCCGACAUUUGACGGGCAGACUCAUGUAGCAAAGAUCGACAUGAACAAACGUGUCAAAGUCCACUUGAAUAAUUGUCUGACCAGCCGCUAUAUUGAUCCGAAGAGCAAUGGUGUAGCUACCGACCAAGCAGUUUGGCAUAGAGCGGUCCGGAUAAAAGAAACGGUCGUAGCGAAAAUAAGACACGCGACAGCCGAGGUAGUGACGACAUCGACGAUGGUCGGGUUGAUUUCUUUUCUGAUCGUGAGAAUCGGGAGAUGAUAAUUGUUACCUGCAUGAGAAUUGGCCCCAUGCUGCGGUCGCUAGCAUUGAGAUGAUACGUUUCAAGUAAUGAUCACCGCAUUAGGCAGGUAUCAAAUGUCCGGAGAGGGAAGAGGUCCGCGCCGUCUCAGGCAUCAGUAUCCAUGUCCUGCUCAGUGGACGGAAAGCACGAUAGCUUUUCUGGGCUAACACGGACCGAGUGGGUGCAUCGUCCUCUACGUCUGAAGAAAACUCAUACAACGGGGUGUUGCGGU
Messenger RNA from Aspergillus brunneoviolaceus CBS 621.78, 886 nucleotides. RefSeq lists its product as uncharacterized. NCBI's taxonomy places the organism in Eukaryota, Fungi, Ascomycota, Eurotiomycetes, Eurotiales, Aspergillaceae. Bases 138 to 632 code for a protein of 164 amino acids. The transcript has a single exon. The record is from RefSeq and is a predicted model, not a curated record.